Messenger RNA from Dissoconium aciculare CBS 342.82, 1125 nucleotides. RefSeq names its product HET-domain-containing protein. NCBI's taxonomy places the organism in Eukaryota, Fungi, Ascomycota, Dothideomycetes, Mycosphaerellales, Dissoconiaceae. The annotation marks the transcript as partial. The record is from RefSeq and is a predicted model, not a curated record. The transcript has a single exon.
CAAUUUUGGAGCAGGUACUGCCUGCUAAACCAUCAGAAUUGUCGCCCCACGGCACAGACUCAAGUCGCUUUGCCCACAAGACUGCUCUCCAUAUCUGAAGAUGCGGUCCGAUUGAUCCACACUUCCGACUGGGCAGAGCCUCUUCCCUACGCAACGUUGAGUCAUUGCUGGGGCGAUACAAAGUUCCUCUGUCUGAACUCGGCAAAUCUCCAUACUCUGGCGUCAGGCAUUCACUGGGAUGACCUGGCGAAUACAUUUAAAGACGCAAUCGAAAUCGCCCGCAGAGCUCGGCUGAACCAUAUUUGGAUCGACUCUUUAUGCAUUGUACAAGACAGUCGAUCGGACUGGCAACUUGAGUCUGCUAAAAUGGGUAUGAUAUAUCGCGGAUCGAGCUUGAACAUUGCGGCUGCGUCGGCUACAGAUGGUACACAGGGCUGUCUUCCCCGAAAGCCAUCAUCUCGAAGCAUCAGUACUUUUCGCACGGCUCAUGCAGGUGAUGAUACGUUACUGCGCAAUACAUGGGCAUCUGAGUCGUAUGAUUUGCACCAAAAUCACCUGGAGACUCGAGCUUGGUGUAUGCAAGAACUGAUCUUAGCACCUCGUACGCUUUAUUGUACCAACAAAGGUCUGUUCUGGGAAUGCAAGAGUAGACUCGCCACGGAAGACCUACAAACUCUAGACCAUCUGUUGCCAGCCUUGCCCGACGUAAGGGCAAUCACUACGGUUGAAUCUUGGAUGCGACGUAUCGUGGUGCCGUACUCUAAAUGCAGCCUGACAUUCAGCACAGAUAAACUGCCAGCUCUGGACGGUCUGGCAAGGAUCAUCCAGCCAAACAUUGGGAGUGACUAUCUUGCAGGAUUGUGGAGAUCUCAUAUGGUCCUCCAGCUAUGUUGGUUCGCGAAAACAAGCGAAACUAGACCGCUGUACCGCGGAGCGCCCUCGUGGUCAUGGGCAUCUGUCGAUGGUCCCGUCGACCUGUAUCCCCGUUUGGACCAGCAAGACAUCAAACCUGCCGAAUCUUCGUUCGUGACCCUUGUUCAUGAUGUCGUCACAGAAAUGGCCCAUAGCAAUGCAUUCGGUGAGCUCAAGAUGGGUCGGAUGCGCAUCAAUUGUUCCAAGCUCGUC